Molecule: messenger RNA, 939 nt
Organism: Thelazia callipaeda (thelaziosis nematode)
Lineage: Eukaryota; Metazoa; Nematoda; Chromadorea; Rhabditida; Thelaziidae
Source: the annotation of a GenBank genome assembly
AUGAUAAUACUAUAUAUAACAGUAUGCUGUUUGAAUGAGAGAGGAAACGCCAAUUUUGUAGUUAUGACUUUCAAUACCUGGGUAUCUGGCACCAAUGUAGUAAACGGUACCAUGAAAAUCGUUUCUCAUAUCAAAAGAAUCAACCCGGAUGUAGUUGCCUUGCAAGAAGUAUACAACUCACAAUUCAUGGCCGAAAUUCUCAGUUGUCUUGGAAUACAGUGGUCAGGAGCACUGAAGAAAGAUGAAUCUUAUCCUGAUACUGCGAUCCUUACUAGGCAUCAAUUGAGUAAAGAACCGAUUCACCAACUAAGUCACGGUUUAGGCACUCGAAUUUACAUUCCGAAAUUGCAGCGAAACGUUAGCAUAUGGAACCUUCACUUGGAUUACCGUUCUUACGGACCAUAUGCAGCAUUUAAUAAAUUGGUAACAAAAAAAAGUCAAAUUCGAGCUGGUGAAUUGUUAGCUGGAGGUCGUUUUGAAAAUAUACGAGAGCUGCUUAGCAAUACACAUUUCUAUGAUGACGUGAAAAAUGCAGAUGCUCAACCAGUAAUUGUAUGUGGAGAUUUUAACAGUCCAUCUCAUCUCGACUGGACCAAUGAGACAAAAUCAAUUCAUGGAGAUUGGGAAUUUACAUGGCCAGCAACAAAAAUACUUCAGACACUAAUGAUUGAUAGCUACCGACAAGUACAUCCAGAUGUGAUUAAGCAUCCCGGCAUAACCUGGUCAACUGUGGAAAAAAUGAGCAGUGCCGGUUGGCAGUGGUCGAUACCGGAACCACAGGACAGAAUUGAUUUUAUCUUCUACCGUGGUCAGUCACUUAAACCUGUAAACUCCUACGCUUAUCAAGGAAAAAAAGUUGUGCAUCGUAAACCAUAUCAUAAAUAUAAUGACUAUCCAUCCGACCAUUUUGCUGUUAUCACUGUUUUUGAACUAAAAUAG